Messenger RNA from Megalopta genalis, 540 nucleotides. RefSeq names its product small ribonucleoprotein particle protein SmD1 (gene SmD1). The record is from RefSeq and is a predicted model, not a curated record. NCBI's taxonomy places the organism in Eukaryota, Metazoa, Arthropoda, Insecta, Hymenoptera, Halictidae. Gene Ontology annotation, molecular function: RNA binding. Gene Ontology annotation, biological process: RNA processing; spliceosomal snRNP assembly.
ACAAUGUGUUUUGGAACGCAAUAACAUAGCGUUGUACACGAUUUAACAGACAGAAAAGAGGUUAUGGUUUUCGGUUGUACUAUAAGUGUAUUCUGAAAUAUAAAAUAUAAUAAUAAUAUGAAGCUAGUAAGGUUUUUGAUGAAACUCAGUCACGAGACUGUAACAAUAGAAUUAAAGAAUGGAACACAGGUACAUGGCACUAUUACCGGAGUGGAUGUGGCAAUGAACACACAUUUAAAAACAGUAAAAAUGACUAUAAAAAAUAGGGAUCCUGUACAAUUGGAUACUUUGAGUUUACGAGGCAAUAAUAUAAGGUAUUAUAUACUGCCAGAUUCACUACCACUGGAAACAUUACUCAUAGAUGACACACCAAAAGCCAAGGCUAAGAAAAAGGAAGCUGCCAGAGGAGCAGCACGUGGUAGAGGACGAGGUGGUCGUGGUACUAGAGGUGGCCGUGGUGGACGUGGUAGAGGAAGAGGCAGGCGAUAGUUACACAGUGUUUUAAUUAAAAAAAUCUAACUGAAUUUUGGCACAUUUAAA